Lymnaea stagnalis (great pond snail) is the source of this 18888-nucleotide messenger RNA. The record is from the annotation of a GenBank genome assembly. Lineage: Eukaryota; Metazoa; Mollusca; Gastropoda; Lymnaeidae.
CUCUUAGAGCUGCAAUACCGGAAAUAAAAGGUUGUGUUUAUGGUUUGAGUCAUCAAAAUCAAAUUUAUUUUAUUCAUAUCUACCCUAUUUAAAACAACAACAUAUAAUUAUACGACAUACGGUAAGUUUUUAAAGCGUUUGGUGUGUAAUUUAAUCACCUUAAAAAUACAAGACUGAGUAGGCUACUCGAACUCAAGUAGGCAAGUCGCUGAGUGUAAACUGAUAGUGAUAGUGAAUCAGAUGUAAAGUGUAGCCCCACUGAAAUCACUGAGCCAACUGAAUCACCUCAGACAUGGACUAAGUCCAGUGUAGUGUGGGCUAACUUUCUCUUCUUUAGGUAGAACUAGUUUUAUUUAAUUCCCAGUCAACAUGUCUUGUUUUUGUAACUUGACGUUGUAGGCAGGGAGUCUAACCCCCCUCCCCCCUCCAGAAAAUGGGAAGCAAAACUCCCUAUUUUCCUUGGACCCUGAUCAGUUCUGCAUGUAUUGGCUUCAGUCAGUGUUACUUUCAGACAAUUGGGGGGGGGGGGCAAUUCAGAUGAUCGGGUAGGCAGUGGCGUAUUGGGGGGGCCAUUCACCCCCAGCCCCCGGUGGCCUGUUUUCUUUUUCGAAGUGUCUACAAGAAAAUGGGAAGCAAAACUCCCUAUUUUCCUUGGACCCUGAUCAGUUCUGCAUGUAUUGGCUUCAGUCAGUGUUACUUUCAGACAAUUGGGGGGGGGGGCAAUUCAGAUGAUCGGGUAGGCAGUGGCGUAUUGAGGGGGCCAUUCACCCCCAGCCCCCAGUGUCCUGUUUUCUUUUUCGAAGUGUCUACACGUCCGGCGGCAUGUCACGGACAAAUAGUGCGCGAGAUAUACGUCCGGCGGCAUGUCACGUGACCGCCGGACGGCUAGUAGUUGUUAUUAUUCUGAACGAAGUGAUAUUUGGCAGAUAUUGUGUGGUCUUGUGAUAGAGUGGUCGCUUGACGUUAUUAUGAUUUGAGGAUCAAUAACUGGUAUAGGAUUGUUGUUUUUUUCCCAUUUUAAUUAAAAAUAUUUUAUACUAUAUUUAUAUUAUCAUAUUCAUCUGCAAUAGUAGUUGCAUGAGAAGUUUUUAAAUAUCUUGUAGCAAUUGAAACAAUUUAAAAUGAAAUAUUUUACUUUUAUUGGUUGCCUACUCCAUACUGGCCCCUAAUUUAUUUUAUGGAUUACUGGUACACAAACUCAAAUAACAAACUAAACAAAAAUGUUUACAAGCCACUUUCACUUAAGUUUUUUUCUAUUAUUUACAUUCAAGAUACUCAGUACAUUACUUGGUAGAGAAAUAGAUUUUAAAAUAAACAAUAGUUUUGAAUCAUUCGCAGUCACGUGACAAGGCUGACUGACAAGAUAUCUCUCGCCACUUUGUUACGGCGGUCAUGUGACUUGGUCGCCGGACAAAUAGUGUGGGAGAUAUACGUCCGGCGCACCGGAUGUGUAGACACUGCCUUUCUUUUUAAGUUUCUUUUAUGGUGGGACAGCAUUUUCAGCUAAAGUGUUUUUUAUCAUGGAAUGGGGAUGGUCAAAAUCUCCUCAAGGGCAACACUAACCCUAGUUACACCUUUUUAGGCAGUCCAUCUAUCAUGGUCAAAUUUGAGCAUAAUGUCUACUAGGGCCAGCUGUAUUGUCGUCACCUUAUCACUUAACAUAUAAUUUUAAUUCAUUCAGUUUGUGGUACCUUUUAGGGCAGGCCUGCACAACUCAAAAUGUAAGGCGGGCCAUAAUACUUUAUUAAAAACUUGUGCUGGCUGUAAUACUUAAUGAAAACUUGUGUGGGCUGAAAGAAAAUAGGACAGGGGGGAAAGCUAUUAAGAAAAUAAUAAAGAAUAUUUCGUUACUUUGUGGGCCGCAAUGUGGGUGCUGGCGGGUCCCGUGAGGCAAGCGGGCCAUAUGUUGUGCAGACCUGUUUUAGGGCAUUUGCUCCCAAAAUUUUUUUUAUCCCAUACCCCUUGAUUAUACUUAGUUUUGUUUUUAGUUAAAGGUGCCACAGCUGUCAUUUUGAUGAGUAGGUGGGCGGAGGGGGGGGGUGGGUACGACAGAAAUUGAGGGGCAAACAAAAGUGGGGAUUGGUCUACCCCUCCCCAGAAAAUUUUUGAUAAAUUCAAAAUCAAUGGGUGCAUUUUGGGUGUACCUGAAUUCAGUCUUUCUCUCAGAAACUUUGAUCCAGGCAUGGGACAUUACGUAGGGGUAUCUAUCAGCAUGCAAUUAGGCAUUAUGGCACCCAGUGCUAUACAACAUGAAUUCAUUCCAGUUGUGGCAUGCCCCAGGAUAUUCUUUUAGUUCUAUCUUAGUUUUGCUCUUGCAGUGUCAAGUUGAUAGGCCUAGGGGCAGGGGAGAGGGACAGCAGCGGGUGGGGGUGUCAUUGAACCCUACCUAAAAUAUUUUUUGGUAUUUUGAUUAAAUCGAAAUGCAGGGGUGCAUUUUUGUGCAUAGUUGAAUAUACUUUGCAAAAUAAUAUUAUAUAGGCCUUUAUAGCACUGGAAAAGUAGUUUAAUUCCUUACCAUUCAAAGUAAAAAACCACAGUUUUUCAGUUAAUGUAAGUUUAAACUUGGGGAUGCAUCUACAAUCGGGAUGUUGUAAAAAAUAAAAGAAAUAUUGACCUUAUGUGAAUGAAAUCAAAUAUAUCGAGUUUGACAACUUUCAUUGGUCCCACUAUUUUACAAAUUUUUAUCUUUGAACCUUUUAGUUUACUACUACACUUUAUAUUUAAAUUUUACAAAAAUUAAUAAAAAUGACAAUUUUGAUGCUUUUUUAAAAUUCUAAUUUGGUUUACUUUUUUUUUUUUUUUUUUACAAAUUUUUUUAGUUUUCCCAUCCCCCCCCCCCUCUCUUUUCUGAGAGCUAUCUGAAAGUAACACCCCACUGUUGGCUUGGUAUGAAUAUUAGUAAUGCAAAAAUUAACAGUUAAAAAUUUUUUUACUAUUAAAUAAAAAUGUUGAAAACAAACAAUUACAAUUUGGAUAAUAGCUCUAUAAUUUUCACAUUUUUCAGCAUAUCAUAAGGUCAAAUCCAGUGAUUUUUUCAAAAAUUUAAUUUUAGUUGGCCUAUAGCUAUUGUUUUGUGUUUUAUUUACAAAAAUCAACAUUUGAUGGUACCAGCUAAUCGUAAUAUUAUUUUUUCAACAAUCUCUUUUAUUUAUUUCCUAUAUUAAACCCCCACCCCCCAGGCGCACGCAUGCUUAAAGGUUAUUUGAAAUUUAAUAUUGGCUCUGUUACUUUUAUUAUUUAUCUACAUUUAUAAUCUAUCUAGCCAAAACUAUCAUUGAAGUUGAAUUGAUUUGAGAUACCAGUGUGACUGGUGUGUCUAGUCUUUGACUGUGGGUCAUCUAAUUGUUUUGUUUAAUUUAAUGAGCCUGUGGCUAAUUAAAUUGGGAGGGAAUUCCCUAUUGAAUGCAUUAGGGUCAGAGAACUCUUCAGUCUUUUUGCCAUUAAAAAAAAAAAUUACUUGCAGCACUUCCCGUAGCAAUCCAUAUUAUUUUGAUUAUGAUGUCAUCAUCUUAAUUUUAUUUUAAACGUUUACUUUAAUUAUUAGGCCUCAUACCUAGGGCAUUUUUCUUUCUGUUUGAAUUUAAUUUUUUUUUUAAAUUAUUAAAAAAACUAUGCAUGUCAACUUUGUUCCCUUGGUACACUGAGAUCAGAUAUGCAAAGAUGUUAAUUAGGAAUCCCAGCAAAAUUGUGAAUUUAACAUUUAAAUAAAAUAAAUAUAUGGAUACACACCUGGGUGGGUUCUUUACUGUAAUUUUUAAUAAAAAGUUGAAAGAGAUAUAUGACAAGAAGGGAAAUUUUAACAAUAAAAUCUUACAAUAUUGUGAUGUGUUGUUCAUCAAUAUAUUAUUUUAUUUUGAUCUGAACUUACAAAUAUUUCUUGACAUUUUCGUAAAAUCAUAAACUUAACUGCUUGGUGUUUAUGUAAACAUCUUUUAAUUUCCAAGUGUUGUAUUAUAUCAAUGUAACGUAUUGGAUCUUAAAAACAAUAUAUUAUUGCAGUAUCCAAAAAGUAUACUGUACAGAGCUACCAACUAACACUAAGAAUGGAAAGCUACAUUGAAGGUUUUGUUUUUUCAAUCAGUGCAUUGUUGUGCAGCCUGUUUUUAGUGCCACUGAUACCCUUUUUCUCAUUCCAGAAAUUUACACCAAGAAGUAUAAACAUUUUAGUCUGCAUCAAAGAUGUCUAUGAGCCCAAUUCCUCUCCAAGGUUCACUUCAGAUUAAGUGGAAUCCAAAAAAUUUAGAGAUCCGUACUAAAUCUGUUGAAAAGACACUCGAGCCUUUGGUUACUCAGGUGAGAUUUAAUAUGCCAAAGUCAAACUUUAUCUUUAAAAAAUGUUUCUUUCUAUAUAAUUCAAAGUUGCUACAUGUCACUUUCAGAGAAGAGAACAUAAACAAAUUGUAAAUAAAACUGUAAUAAAACUUUAGUAACUUGUAAAAUUAUUUAGUAUCUCACAUGAUAAAAAAUAUUUGUUUUUUAGUACACAAAGCUAUUGAAAUAAAACAAUUUCAUCUGAAAUAAAAUUGUACAAUUUUUCCCAGAAACUCAAACUACUUUUAGAAAAUGCACUUAUGUUGUGUAACUAUUUAUUAAUUUAAAAAAAAAUACAAUUCUAAGGACAUUGGUUAUAUUGUUUGCACUGGCUACCUGAACGAGUGAAACUAUGAUGAGCAAUGAUGAAGCAGGUUGAUAAACUCAUUCAAACACUGUUUUAUAAGUAAAAUGGAUUAAGGGAAUGUUUAUAAUUAUAAAGGUCCUUAAUAAUAUUUCCCUUAAUGUAGUUUACCUUAAGUACAUUGGGAUAACUUGAACUGUUUGAGCUGUUCCCUACAGGUAACUACACUUGUAAACCAGAAUGGGCCAUCAAACAAGAAAAAAGGGAGAUCAAAGAAAGCUCAUGUCCUUAGUGCAGCAGUGCAAAAAGCUAUAGAGAACUUUAUCAUUCAAGGGGAACAAAUUGCACAUGAUUACCCAGAAGUUGAAAAUGACAUGCUUGCAGCAAUUGAAGAAGUUAGGAAAACAGGUAACAAGCCAACAAGAAAUUUAGAAAUCAAAUGCUUUUUUUUUAACCUUAUUGUUUUUGAGUAGUUAAUUUGAAAAUUGAUAUCAAUUUGCUAGGCUAAAAUAACUUCUUGACUUUUUUUUGCAGGUGAGACAAUGGACGAUGCAUCACAAGACUUUGCUGCUGAUCCUUGUUCAUCAGCCAAACGAGGAGCAAUGGUGCGAGCAGCAAGGGCUUUACUGUCUGCUGUAACUCGUCUUCUGAUCUUGGCAGACAUGGUGGAUGUCCAUUUGCUCCUAAAAUCUUUACAUUCGGUUGGUAAAAUUUUGUAUGCUUUAAUGAAUUUUUAAAACAGUUCAGUAGAAACACAGUUAUCCAACCUAAACUGGAUCUUGUAAGGGUCAGGUGAUUAAGAAUGAUAAGGAACUGCCAAAAAAACAAGUUCUUAAAUGUUCUUAAAGUAAAAUAGACUACGGACUUAUUCUUGGAACAUGUACCCCACCACAUCAUCACAAAUUUAAGACCACCCCCCUCCACCCCAAACAAACACAUGUGACAUUGUUUAUGAAUGGCUCCUAAUCUGGAAGUCAAAAAAUCAAGGGUUGAAUAAUCAUGAAUCUGAUAAAGUUAAAACAUUUACUCUUUCUAUGAGACUAUAUGAAGUAAAUAUUCUUUUUUUUUUAAAAUAAUUUUUCACUGUUGAAAAAUAAAAAAUGACUUGAUAGACAUAGCCAUUUUGUAUGAGUUCUUUUGGAAAAACCAGCAAAACAUAUAUACCUAUUGUUUAAGGUUGAAGGUGACUUGGACAACAUAAGGAAUGCAACCAGUCAACAAGAAUUGAUGAAUGCUUUCCGUGACUUUGGGAGAGACAUGGCGGAACUGACAGACAGAGCUUCCAGGCGCCAAGCUGUAAUAUCUUGGUUUUGAUACACCAGAUUCUGAUAACUAAGACUUUAUAAAAUCUCAUCAUAUAAGUCUAAAUUAUAACCUUUCUAACAUAAGAGGAUAAUUGAUGUCUUAAAUUGUGCUGAAUUCUAUGUGGAAACUUUAUGUCUAACAGGAUUUGAAAGACCCCCGCAGACAAGAAGAGCUGGCUGCAGCAAGAGCUUUGUUGAAGAAGAACAGCUUGGUUCUCUUGACAACUUCUAAGGUAAAUAAAAAAAUAACUUUAUAGAAACUGUCAUUAUUUAAUCAGAAAAUAUUUAAAAUGUCCUUCUCUGUCUUAUUUUACAUCAUUUCAUAACAUAGCAAUAACAACAAAGUUAGAGAAAUAACCCAUUCGCAUUAAAAAGAGAUAUAAGGUUUAGGUUAAGAAGUGUAAGUUCAAUUAAAAUAUUUGAAUGAUAUGAUACAAUAUAUACCCAAAUAUUACUCUAAAAUAUCCUUGUUACUAGCUUGACUAGCUAGAAAUGAAAUUUUUAAAUUUGAUUAAACAGGCAUAUGUAAGACACCCCGAGCUGGCUGCAGCCCGUUCCAACAGAGACUUUGCCUACAAACAGGUUUGUGAUGCAGUAAAUGCCAUAUCUGACGUGGCUCAAGCAUCGGGACAGUCUGACUUACAUCCAUAUGAGGGGCCUGGUGAAUUAGCAGCUGCCUUGGAUGAAUUAGAUGUAAGUUUGACUAUCAACCUGGGACACUUUUUGUUACAUUGCCUUGUAGAAAGUCAAGGUUUUUCUUUUUUCUAUUAAAAUAUGCAUCAAGUGUUUUAUAUUAUUUGUUCUACUUUAUUAUCUAAAAUAUGAGUUUGUCUUUUUUUUUCUUAAAAGUUUAUACACUAUUUGUUGCACAGGGUACUUAACUAACUUAAAGACAGUUAAUUAUAUUCUUUUAAUUUAAAAUGUUAUGUAUAGAAAUGAAAUAAAUCAUCAUUGUUACCACAGCGUAAGAUAAUCAUGGAUCCUCUGAGUUACAAUGAAGUUAGAAGUCGGCCUUCACUUGAGGAGCGUGUGGAGAGUAUCAUCAGUGGCGCAGCUUUAAUGGCUGAUUCCUCAUGCACACGUGAUGACAGACGUGAACGUAUUGUUCAGGAAUGCAAUGCUGUCAGACAGGCUCUGCAAGAUUUACUGACAGAAUACAUGAACAAUGUAAGUUAUGUUAAUGAAAUAAUAAUAAUACUAUUACAUUGCCAAAUUAUCAUGGUUUUAUAAAAUAUUCAAACUUAACAGUUGUUUUUAAAAACCAGGAAAGUGCCAGAAGAUCAAAAGAUUUGGACACCCACCUGUAGAAAUUUGACAUAUACAGUAUCACCACUGUGUUUUUUAAAUUGAUUCUCUUUAACAGAAAAUCUGUUGCUUUCUACUAAACUCUCUUUUUUAUUAUUAUAUUUCUUUAUAAAUGUAAAGUAGGAAUUUUAAAUGAUUAGCCUCUUUACCUUCAAAAAAUAAUUUAUUACAUUAGAAGUAGUAUAUUUUUAAACAGUACAGCAAAUAAUUAAUAUGAAAAAUUUAACAGAAUUAAAGACUCCUCAUGAAACUUUGGGAGGAUGUUAUAUUUUUAAAAAACUUUUCUAAUAGGUUGUUGGUGUAGUACAUCCUUAUUUUAAAUGUAAGAAUGUUGGUUUGACUUAAUCUUUAAAUUAUAAGGAGGUCCUUGGUUCCGAUACCAACAGAAUUAAAAAUUACCAUUUUUUUAAUAGAAUUACUCAUAGAAUCUGACUGUUCUAGUUUAUUCCGAAAGCAAUUAUAACAAGUAUACAUAAUGUAUUUCUGAUUUAUUUUUUUUAGUAGCCAGAAAGUAUAUGAUAGUUUAUAUUGUUCCUUUUAAAUUAAAACAUUUUUGGAUGAAUUUUGUUUGAGAAACAUUAAGACGAAAUUAUAGCAGUGUUAAUUUUGGGUGCCAAUUUUUGUGCUCUGGCAAACUAAGACGUCUUAAUUAUUUAGUCGAAGAGAUUAAAUAAUUUAUUUUAAAAUAUUAACAUUUCUUUGAACAAUUUUUCAAGAUUUAGCUAAGAAUUUGAUUUUUUUUUCUUAAGUAUGCAAAUAUUUUUUCAAACACAUACAGCUAUUUUAAAAUUACGAAAUGUGCAAUUUAUAGAUUUGAAAAAUUCCAACUACUCAGAACUGAUAUCGUGGUGUAGAUUUUAAGCUCAUGGCAAUUUUCUUGGGUAUGCUGUAUCUUGUUCUCUCUUGUCACAUACAGUGUGGAAAGCCUAUGAUAAUGAACAAGGUAAAGGGUGCUGCCCCCUUUUGGUGUAAUUAACUUGUGUGCAUGUUUCAGGUGUGACUAAAUACUCCUGCCCCAAAAAGAGUAUACAAAUAACCUGUUACAUUUUUUGUCAAAGAUUGUCUCUUAACUAGCAUUGUAAGUGGAAGAGGAUUAUGACAUCAAUGAGUUGAUGUUGCUAUGCAUCUUAGGUGUGUCAUAUAAGCAGCAGCAUGAAAGUUUUCAUUUAAUGCCUUCUUGUUGACUUAAGUUCUAAAACCCACACUUACGGAAUAUGUUCAAUUGAAACUUAAACUUUAAUAUAUUUUUUCACAGAGGGGUGAUAACUGUAAAAAGUGUUGUAAUAAUGUUUGCUAAAUAUAACAGAAAUACUUCUGCUCAUUUUCAAGGAACAGAAGUUCAAGUUCAUCUUUUGUUAGAUUUUUAAAGUAUUUAUUUUCUUGAUUAUGUUGACAUAUUUCAGAGUAUUCCAUGUGAAAGGUAAAAAAAACAAACAAAAAGCACUAAAAAGAUUUUUAAAAUAUCGCUGAUGAUGCCACGUGUACAGCAUGUUGGCUUAUUUAACACAGUUGAGCAUGAAGUCACAGAGCCUUUUUUAUUUAAAUUUAUUCUCUAUUCACUUACCAAAUGUGUAUUUAAGAUAUAAUUUCCAUAAAAAUAAGAAUUGGAAUGCUGGAAUGAAGAAGAAAUUACAGUUUAUUGAACGUUCAAAAUUCAAAAUAUGUGUUAGUUUAAGACGGAAAUUUAAUUACCAAAAUUUUAUAGUUGGAAAAUUAUAUUUCUUAAACAGCAAAUAUUUUUUCACAUGGGCCCAGUGUUAUUUGAUCCAGAACUAUCAUUUGUUAAUCCAUUUUUAAUAUUUGACUUGAGAAAAGAAAAUGGUCCUGUAACAGGUUAUCCUUACGAAAUGAGAGCUGAUUUUUUUUUCUAGUAUGGAUUCAUUUGUUGCUAAUUUUGAAUGAGGAAUUUGAAGUGUUCAAUGAAAUAAAACAAUAUAUUUAGCCAUAUUAAUUUACUUUAAGUCAUAUUGACUCUCUCCAAACAGAAUAAAAGCACCCACUGCAAUGACAAUAAACUGAUAGAUUUGUAGCCCACAGAAAAACUCUUCACUGCCUUAUUGACCAUCUCAUUAGCAUGUGUUGUAAACAUGUAUUGCCAGUAUCUAUAAAUAAUAAUUUAAAUUUAAAAAGAAAUCUUGAUAUUCAUUUUAUAAUUUAUUUUGUUGUUCUGCUUUAUUUACUUAAUUAACAGAAAAUAGACUAUUUAAUUUCUAACCAAUUUAGAAAAAAAAAAAUAAUAAUACAUUUUUUUAAGGUCCAGUUAAAGGCAGUUUUAUUGAAAUCAGCCUUUGAAAACUGAAAAUAAGUUCUCCUAUUUUUUAGGCUGGCAAGAAGGAACCCAGUGAGGAGUUGGAACAAGCUGUUGACAACAUGACCAAGAAAACCAAAGAUCUAAGGAGACAAGUCAGUCAGAAAUUAAUCCUCUUUACUUUAUAUACUUUACUAGAGACCGACCGAAAGUGAUUUUUUUAUUUCGGCCGAAGCCGAAAAUAGGCUGAAAGUUUAAAAAUGACUUUCGGCCGAAACCGAAAAUAUGCCGAAAGUUAAAAAAUGACUUUCGACCGAAAAUUAACAAUUUAGAUAUUUUGAAAUUCAUUCCCCCAUACAUUCAGCAUACAUCGAAAAUGAUCAGGGAAAGUAUAAAUAUUUACAUUCUUUUUAUAAAAAAUGAGAUAAUCGUGAAUAUUAAUAAAUAAACAUCUAAUAUAACAUCUUGUUGUUAAAGAUCGUUUAGUUUGUUCUUAAAGAUCGCUUGGUUUGUUGUUAAAGAUCAUACAGUUUUUUGUUAAUGAUCGCUUUAUUUGUUCUUAAAGAUCAGUUAGUUUGUUCAUAAAGAUCGCUUAGUUUGUUGUUAAAAAUCGUUUAUUUUGUUUUUUAAGAUCGCUUAAUUUGUUCUUAAAGAUCGCUUAGUUUUUUUUUUAAAGAACUUUUAGUUUGUUAUUAAGGAUCAUUUAGUUUGUUCAAAACAGAUAGCUAAGUUUUAUCUUAAAGAUUGCUUAGUUUGUGUUAUUAAAAGAUUGUUUAGUUUGUGUUAUUAAAUGAUCGUUUAGUUUGUUCAUAAAGAUUGCUAAGUUUGUUCUUAAAGAUCAUUGAUUUUGUUCUUAAAUAUCGCUUAGUUGUUCUUAAAGAUCAUUCAGCUUGUUCUUAAAGAUCAUUUAGGUUGUUUGUAUAGAUCUUUUAGUUUGUUAUUAAAAAUCGUUUAGUUUGUUCUUAAAGAUUGCUUGUUUUGUUUUUGAAGAUCGCUUAGUUUUUUCAUAAAGAUCUCUUAGUUUGUUCUUAUAGAUAAUUGAUUUUGUUCCUUAAGAUCGAUUAGUUUGUUCUUUAAGAUCUUUUAGUUUGUUCCUAAAGAACAUUUAGUUUUCUGUUAAAGAUCGCUUAGUUUACUCUUAUAAAUCAUUUAAUUUACUAUUAAAGAUCAUUUGUUUUGUUCUUAAAGAUCAUUUAAUUCGUUCUUAAAAAUUGUUAGUUUGUUCUUUAAGAUUGUUUAGUUUUUAAUUAAAGAUUGCUUAGUUUGUUUUAAAGAUCGUUUAGUUUGUUCUUAAAUGUCGCUUAGUUUGUUGUUAAAUAUCGUUUAGUUUGUUCUCAAAGAUAGCUUAAUUUGUUCUUAAAGAUCGCUUUAUUUGUUUUUAAAGAUCAUUGUUUGUUAUUAAGGAUCAUUUAGUUUGUUCAAAACAGAUCGCUAAUUUUUCUCUUAAAGAUCGCUUAGUUUGUGUUAUUAAAAGAUCGUUUGGUUUAUGUUAUUCAAUGAUCAUUUAGUUCGUUCUUAAAAAUCGUUAAGUUUUUUCUUUAAGAUCACUUAAUUUGUUCUUAAAGAUCGUUUAGUUUGUUCUUAAAUGUCGCUUAGAUUGUUGUUAAAUAUCGCUUUUGCUGAGAAUUAGAUGACCGAAAACCUACGGCCGAAAGUCUAAGUCAAUUUCGGCCAAAACCGAAAAAAAAACGAAAGUUAACUUUUUUCUUUCGGCCGAAACCGAAAUUAAGCCGAAAGUUAACUUUAAGUUUCGGCCGAAAGUUAACUUUAAGUUUCGGCCGAAACCGAAACUUGGCUGAAAGUGAUAAAAUGGCCACUUUCGCCACCGAAGCCGAAAUUUGGUCGGUCUCUAAUGUCUACCUUAGCUAAUAGCUUUGUAGUAAAUUAUUCUUCUCUAUUAUUAUGCUAAAAUAUCAAGCAAUCACAGCAGACAUCAAUAAUAUUUUCAACAGUGAACAUCCCACCAUGUAUGACACAUUUAGUUCGCUGACUAUCAAUUUACCCAGCCACUAUUUUAAAUUUUCAGCUGCGGAAAGCCGUAGUGGACCAUGUUUCUGACACCUUCCUUGAGACCAAUGUUCCAUUGCUCGUUCUUAUUGAAGCAGCCAAGGCGGGCGAUGAGAAAGGUGUGGAGGAGUAUGCUCAGGUCUUUAUGGAACAUGCCAACAAACUUGUGGAGGUGAGAUCUUAGUUGUUAUUUAUAUGGUCAAGCUAUGGGAAUAGGUUUAUAAUUCAAGUAAAAUAACACUAGAGACUCUUGAGGAGAGGAUCUGGGGGAAAAUUAAUAACUUUUCAAUUAAAUAAACUAAUUAAAAACAUUUUAAAGACAAAUAAAUGCUCCGUUUGAAUCACUUUUGUUAUAUAAGUAAUUUUUCUCUGAUUGAUCAUGUUGUAUUAUUGUGAGUUUUUUACCAACAGGUGGCAAAUCUUGCCUGUUCCAUGUCAAAUAAUGAAGAAGGUGUCAAGCUGGUUAGGAUGGCUGCUGCUGAAAUAGACAGUCUUUGCUCUCAGGUCAGAAUGACAUUAAAACUAUUCACAGACUGGAGAAAAAACUGCAUGCCAGUUCAUAAAAAAGUAGAGCGUUGAGGACCUGAAAUAAAUAAAAUUUAUGUCACACUUGCAUCAUUGUGUCUAAUAAAAUGCAUCGAGCAAAAUAAAAUUUAUUCAUUUAAUUACACUUAAGCUGGGUUAAAAUGUGAUAUUUUUUUUUUUUUUUGUUUGUUGGUAUAAUCAGGUGAUCAAUGCCGCACGUGUCCUAGCAGCUCGUCCUCGUUCCAAGGCUGCACAGGAGAAUAUGGAUGUCUUCAAAGAAGCCUGGGAGAAACAAGUUCGUUUGUUGACUGAAGCUGUAGAUGACAUCACCACCAUCCAUGAUUUUCUUGCAGUUUCUGGUAAGUAGCAAUUCAUUGUUGACACAGGGAAAACCCACACAAGGAAUGUCUUGAUAUUUUAUUGAUAUGUCAAUAUAGAAGAAUUUAUUACCUUUAAGUUGCAUCUACAAAGUUUUGUUCUUAUUUCCAUGAAAUUUAUAAUAAUUUUUUUUUUCAAUCUCUCAAUUGUGAAAAUGACUAUUGUAAUGAAGAGACAAAAUAUGCUUUGACUAAUGUUUGAUAUGAAAAGGGUAAUGUAUUGUCUUAUGAAACUUGUAGGUUGAUUAUUUAUCUAAACAGAAGAGUUUCACUUCUUCCAAUAUAAGUGAGUAACAACUAUCUAGAAGGAAGGCCUAACUUAAAAAUCCCUUGUUUGAUGUUGAGCUCUUUAGAAACAAAUUGUCUUUUUACUUUGAUGAAAAUAUUAACAAUUAUAAUUGUCUCAACAGAAAAUCACAUACUGGAAGAUGUCAACAAGUGUGUUAUUGCCCUUCAAGAAUGUGACCCUGAUACACUGGAUCGUACUGCGGGAGCCAUUCGGGGCCGAUCUGCCAGGGUGUGCAAUGUGGUGUCAGCGGAGAUGGAUAAUUAUGAACCAGGACAGUACACAGAGCGGGUCAUGGAAGCUGUGAUGGAGCUUCGUGACCAAAGUCAGUGCUUGUUUAAUAAAUUUUAUUAAACUGAGCUUUGUUAAGUUUUUUAAUCAUAACCAUAGACAGCUAAUCUGAGUGUAUUAGUCUCUUAAAAAGUGUGUAAUAUCCAUACCUAGGGAUGGAAACAAAAUAGGAAGUUAGUAAUAGUUGCUACAUAAUUUUGUUUAUGGCGCACCGGAAAAUAAUCUUUAUUAAAACAUUCAUUAUUUAUGGCAUAGAAGCAGAAGGUCUUUGAGUAAUGUAGCUUAUGUUACCGACUGUCAUCAAAUCCAAAGUAUAGUUUGUGUUUUAUUGAGUAUCUAUGAAGUUGUUUUACUUUAAAUAUGUGAGUUCACACAAUAAAUAUCCUGAAAUAAAAAUAAAAUAUCUCUCCCUAUCUCAAUAGUAAAAUGAUCUGUCAUGCUAAAUAACUUAUUAGGUUUUAUGCAGUUCUUUGUAUUGUCUUGAGUUUUUUCAAAAAAAUUUAAAUGUGGAUAUUUUGUUUCAAGUCAUGCCCCAUUUUGCUGAAAAAGUGGAGAUGGCAGUUGAUGCCCUCAAUUGCAAUCCUCAAAGAGAUGUGGAUGAGAAUCAGUUUAUUGAAGCAUCUCGUCUUGUUUAUGAUGGCGUCAGAGAAAUCAGACAAGCUGUGCUUGCCAGCAGGGUAAACAAAUGUUUCGAGUUUCAUUACAUAGAAUAAUCAGCUGCCAUUCAAUGACAUGGAUUGGAAAUCUUAAGUGAUAAUUAUCCAUUAAAAUAAUGAAACAGUUUUGCAACUGAUUAAUUUGAAAUAUUUCAGACUGACUAUGAUGAUUCUGAUAGUGAAGUAUAUGAGAAUGAAGAUUAUGGCUAUGCACCAUGUAAGUUUUAUAUAAAAUAAUAAAUUUGAUAUUUUUAAGGUUUAAUUUUUUUCACACCUUUUCUAAAAAUUCAUGUAGAAAAAUGACACCUUUUAAAAUUUUAUUUGACUUCUGUUCACUUCAUUCAUGGUCCUUUUUUUUAAAUAAUUUUUUUAAUAAUUUUUUUUGUUGUUUUUUUUUUAAAUUAUAAAUUUUAUAUCCAAUCAUGUCUUAUUUGAAAUAUACCAAUAUUUUGGAAUUCUCAAAAUAUAAUGAUCCCCAAAGCUAAAUCACAGUGUUCAUUUAGACAAAAGAUACAAUUAUAUUUCAUCGUAAUCUUAAACAGACUUACUUCAUAAUAUAUAAUUAUAUUUAAUUCUAUUUUUAGCAAGUGUAGCCGACCAUGAUGAUUACUAUGGCAAGAGUGACAGAGCUUUGAUGCGUAGGUUGCCUGAAGAGGAAAGGGAAGUAAUUCAGCAGCAAGUGGAGCAGUUCAGGAAAGAAAAGGCCAAGCUGGAUAUGGAGGUUGCCAAAUGGGAUGACAGCGGCAAUGACAUUAUUGUGAUGGCCAAGCAGAUGUGCAUGAUCAUGAUGGAGAUGACAGACUUUACUAGGUAACAAAUCCUUUCUUACUUAUUUCUUGGGAUACUUGACAUCUAAAUUAUUAAUACCGGUACAUAUAAUUUGAAAUAUUUAUUGGUACUUCAGUGAAUUGCAUUUUUAAAUUGUAAUGUAAAUUAACUGGAUAUGCCACCAGUUUCAUAAUUAUUAUUAAAUUUAGCAAUGGUCAAAUUCUACUAUCAAAAAUCCGUCAGCCAUUAAUUAGUAAAGUAGCAUGUUUGGAAUGCCACCAAUUUCAGAGGUCGCGGACCCUUAAAGAGUACAAUGGAUGUAAUCAAUGCAGCGAAGAAGAUUUCAGAGCAUGGCACAAACCUUGACAAACUAGCCACUACAAUUGCUGAUCAGGUUUGUUUGCAUUUUUUUUAACUCUGUGAGAAAUUAAGUGCUAUCCAUUGGAUGAAGUGUUUAAAAAAGAAACGUAAGAAUUCCAAAAAUAACUUUUAUGUUAAAAACUGUAUGUAAAUUGCUGAAAUGUUUAGUGAGUUAUUAAAUCUAUUAGACAGAUGAUACAACAUUUAAACAGCUGGUAUUACUUUGAUAUUUUAUAAUACUUUAUCCUUCGCAACCAGUUUUACCUAUAAAAAUUCAAACUCCAUGUCCGAGAAUAAAUAUUCUAUAAAUUGUAAGCGUGACUAAAAUUGUUAAAUUUCCACAUUCUGAGUUAUACCUCUUGCUUUACAGUGUCCAGAUUCACAAUCCAAGAAAGAUUUGGAGGCCUACCUCCAGCGCAUUGCCCUAUACUGUCAUCAGCUCAACAUUACUAGCAAGGUCAAGGCUGAUGUCCAAAGUGUCAGUGGAGAAUUGAUUGUCUCUGGAGUAAGUCCUUUAAAAUCAAAAUUUACAUGGUCUAAGAGGGAAACAGUAUUAAAUUUCUAUUCUCACUCAUUGCAUAUUGAUUUAAAUGGUUGACCUUUUUUUAAAGAUGAGUUGUGAAGAAAAAUGAACAGGUUAAGAAAAAAUGUGUUUUAUUAAAGGGACUUUCAAAAAAUAUGUUGCUUUAUAGAGGAAGGAUAAAUUUUGUGUGGUAGAGUUAACAAAAACUUUACUAUGAUAUUCGUCAUCUAUCUUUAACUCUUGAAAAUUUCUUUAUGGCCGUUUUCUAUGAAAGCAGCUUGUGUAGAUAAGCAUUGUUCUUAAAGUUUAAAUUUCAUCAUCAACCUGUUCCUAUAGAAGGUCUUUCUAAUUUUAUCUUUAUCUGCAUAAAGGAUUUUAAUUUGAUAAAGAAAGCACUAUUUUGAAGAACAUUUUUUACAUAAAAUGAAAGAAAAAUGAAAAGUAACAGUCAUCAGAAUUUACAUUCUUCAGCACUAUAUAUUAAGGUCAUGUUAGGUUUUUCUGUGUGUUUGAGAUGUAAGACUAAAACUAAGUUAAUCAUUUAAAAAAUGGUAAAACAAAAAAGAGGGUCGCGCUGAUAUCCUUCAGCAGGCCCAAUAUGUGUGAUUGGUCGGAGCGUUCCUGCUUUUAAAAAGUAAAAAGAACUGUUCUUUUUUUCAAUAAUUUUUCUCUAAAUUUACAGGCUUUAUCAGAACAUAAAAUAUAUUUUUUUCAGAUUAAGUGUUACAAAGACAUUGUCACUGCUAGGAAGGUUUUAAUCACAUCCAAAAUUUAAAAUUAUAGUUUUUUCAAUUCAUGCCUAUAAUUUAUUUGUGUUAUGACAAGAAAAUGUUUGUAUUGUUUGCCUCCACUGUUCAUUGCAAAAUUCAUUUGUGGUUUACUGAAGUUUAAGGUUUAUAUUUUUCAUAGUUCAAUCUUUUUAACUUAAUAUGCAUUAAAGUAGUACGUUAUCUUAUCUUUCCUUGUAUCAGCCACUGCACAAUACAACCAUAAAGAAACGAACAUAUAGAAAUUGUACCAGUUAUUAAAAAAAAAAGAAAUGCAUUCAAAUUAGCAUUAAAAUAGCUUUUUAACAGUCGCAGACCUGUUUACCCUCAAACUCUUAAAAUCGUACAAUAUCAUCUCAAAAUCGUUCCAUACAUUAUCUUAAUAGUAAAGAAAAUAACCGUACAUUAUAUCUAAUGUAUACACCUCAAAAUCAUACAUUGUAUGCCAAAAUCGCAAGAAUAAACAGGUCAGUCGAUCUUUAAAUGACAUUUAAAAAGUCCUUUAAAAACAUAAAGUAAUCAAAUUGAUAUUUCCUUCAUCUCUGUGUAAUAAUCUACUUGUCAUUAACUUUAGCUGGACAGUGCCACCUCCCUAAUUCACUCAGCCAAGAAUUUGAUGAAUGCUGUAGUUUUGACAGUCAAAGCUUGCUAUGUGGCUUCCACUAAGGUAAACUUUGAUUAUUUUUUUUUAAAUUUUAAUACUGCAACCAAGCAUGUUUUUUUUUUGUUUUUUUGUUUGUCAAAGUCAAAUUUAUGAUUAUCACAAAGAUUACAUCAUAUACAUUUGAUAGUGCCAUGGAGGUUGACACAUAAUGUAAGUUUAUUUAUGUAACUUUGGGGGAUUUGAAAUAUUUCAAAUGGAAGUUGAGUAUAGUAUGCUUUUAAUUUCAAUAUAUAAUCUCUUUCAACUUCUUUUUUUUUUCAGUACAUGAAAGGAUCAACUGUAAGUGCCUUCCUUUCUAUUUUUAUUACCAGUUAGAUCAAGCAGACAAGUUAUAUGUGUUAAGAUUUUUUUUUAAAAUUUAAACAUAUGUUAUAUAGAAAACUUUUUUGACCUUUUUAUUCCGAUUAUUUGGAAGAGUGUAAGAUUCAAUUAUUUUAACCCAACAGAAAAAGCCUGUUGUGUUGUGGAAGAUGAAAGCCCCUGCAAAAAAACCAUUGGUCAGACGAGAGGAUCCAAGUGAAAUGAGUGCAAAGGUCAGGAAGGGUGCAGCGACAAGAUCAGCCAUUGAACCAAUCAAAGCCCUGAGUGAAUUUCAAGAAGUUGAUCCAGACAGUUUUUGCUGAACAACAUUUAGCUUUCAGACCAAUGCCUAAAUUAUGAUAAUUUUUUGUUUAAUGUAUGUAAUUUUUAAUAAUUUAAUAUUUUUUAAAGAAAUAGUGCUAUUUGAGUCUAUUUACUGUCUGUAUUAAAUCUGAGUAUGUGUUCAUUUUUUGAAGAAAAAAAUUCACUUAAUUUGUUAUGAUAAGAUAGCAUCAGCAAAAGCACAAAAAAUAUUUCAGUAGAUGUCACUAAAUAAAAUUAUGAUUAGCCUACCAGGGAGAUAUGAAGAGCAACGAGAAUUUCACUGGCUACACUGUGAUCCAUGAUUUGGUUUUAAGCACAGUUACAAUUUAAAUUUCUUUCUCUGGUUGUGUACAAAUACAUGUUACUUAAGCAUUUAUACAAAAAUUUUCAUCAUCAUCAAAUAUUUUUUUUAUCUGUAAUUAGCAAGCUUUUUAAUUCCUUCAUGUCAUCUGUAAUGUAAGUGUCUAGUAGUUUUAUUAGCAGAGAUCUGACCUUGACUUGAGACAGAGUCUUUAUAUAACUUAAGUAUAGUACGCUGUGUGUUUUGACUUAGACUGCACAUUUACUGUGUUUAUUUUAGUGUUUUUAACAUGUAAAUUGGUGGCAGGCAUGUACAUAUAUUUUUUAAUUAAUCAAGACCACACACACACAAAUUUAUGAACUGAUCUGCUGUCAGACCAUCCUCGUAAGUGGAAAUGAGCCUUCUAUCAAAUAUUCUUUAAUCAUUUUGUCAAACUUGCUUGACCAAUCUCUAAUUGUCUGACUCUUUAGCUGUCUCACUGCUGGUUCAAAAUAUUUUGUCCACAUCAAGAAAAGGUAAUUACUAGAUGAAUUAUAUUGAAAUGUUAUAUUGAAAUGCAAGUUCCUGAAAAUUCCUAGUUUACUCACAGUGGACAUGUAGACCAGUUUCUCACUAAUUUUUUUUGAGUCAUCAUUAAUCAAAGCUUUCAUAUUUCACAACAUUUGAUUUAUGUAAAAAAAUUUUACAAAUUAAUCUUGACAAUAAUUCAUCCUGAUUAUUGAAUAUUUUUUUUUCCCUAAAUGAAACAAUGAAAGAACAAAAACAUAAGGUAGUGCUGAAAUUUAAUUAAUUUUUUUUUAAAAUUGUUUCGGAAUCAUUAUUUUUAUUCUGAGCUUAAACAGCUAAAGUGGAUUCUAUACAUAUGUUAAAUUAUUAUGUAAAUAAGAGAUGUCUUUUUUAAAAAAAAACUGUCUUACCAAUCACAAGUCUUGGACCAGAUGUUAAUGGGUCUAUACACUUAUUCUAUUAUAUCAACGGAUGAUCUUGUAGAUCAUGCCUAAAACCUGUCGUCUGCACCAUGAACAUGGGAUCUGACUUUUCAUGGUGGUUGUUGUCAUUGUAUGUUGGUAUUUUUAAAUUACACCUUACUGAUAUUUAUGAACACUUUUUGAUACAAAAAAUAUACUUUGAGACUUGCUUAUAAAGCUGAGUUUUUGUCACAAAAUGUACACUUUGUCAUUAACAAAACGUUUUUGCUUAUUUAUACCAAAAUUGUCAUUAUUUUUUUUUUUUUUUUUAAACAGUAGUGAUGCCUGCUACUUUCCAU